UGGAAUAUCCCAGUCUGAACCGGUUUCAACCGGUCUCGGGUUUGUUUGAUGCACGAGCUGAGAGAAGAGCUGGUUUUCAACAGACUCUUUCCAGGCUUUACGUGGUUUUUUUGUUUGUUUGUUUGUUUCUUUUUUCCUGACAUAGAUCCAACAAAUAAACUAACGUCCUGCUUUCAUUUGUGAUUGAGACCAGGGAAUGCUGGCUAGCAAAGAUAGCAUAGCAACUCCAGGCAUUAUAACCAGUGACAUUAGCUAGCUAGCUAGUUAGCACUUAGGCUAAGUUGUACCAGGGGUCACGCGAGCUGUCUCUGGAUUCGGAUUAAUCGCUUAAAGGGAUUUAUUCAGUGUUAGCAAAAUAGUUUUUUUGGAGUAAUUAACGUAUAUGAUUAAUCCGAUCAAUUAAAAGCAACUCGCUGGUUUAUUUAUGUAGCUGGUUAUCAUCACGUUGUGCGUGUGGAUCAAGUUCAUUGGUUCUGUUCAGCAGCUAGCACAUUGCUAACGCGUCACCAUGAGAUAAACGGACUCGUGUGACUUUUUUUGCGGUUUAUUUAAAAAAAAUUGCACAAAAAAACCCAUUAUUAAAGCGAAUCGCAGCAGAUUACAGGCUCGAGCAUCAUUUCAACGCGAAGAGGAGUGUGUGUUAAAAAAGCAGCUCUAUGCCAGCAGAUAUGACAAUGUUAGCCGACCAUACAGCCCGGCAGCUGCUGGACUUCUCUCAGAAACUGGACAUCAACCUGCUGGACAACGUGGUCAAUUCCAUGUACUACGAUGUCGGCUCUCAGCAACGGCUGGCACAGGAAGUCCUGACUAACUUGAAGGAUCACCCGGACGCAUGGACCAGAGUGGACACCAUCUUGGAGUUCUCUCAGAACAUGAAGACCAAAUACUACGCCCUUCAGAUUUUGGAAACUGUUAUUAAAACACGCUGGAAAAUUCUACCGAGAAACCAGUGUGAAGGAAUUAAGAAAUACGUGGUGGGCCUGAUUAUCAAGACGUCCUCAGAUCCUUCUGUGGUCGAGAAAGAAGGAGUUUACCUGGCAAAGCUGAACAUGAUCUUGGUGCAGAUUCUGAAGCAGGAGUGGCCAAAGCACUGGCCCACAUUCAUCAGCGACAUCGUGGGAGCGAGUCGUACGAGCGAGAGCCUCUGCCAGAACAACAUGAUCAUCCUAAAGCUGCUCAGUGAGGAGGUGUUCGACUUCUCCAGUGGACAGAUGACCCAGGUCAAAGCCAAGCACCUGAAAGACAGCAUGUGCAAUGAGUUCUCCCAAAUUUUUCAGCUUUGCCAGUUUGUCAUGGAAAAUUCACAGAAUGCUCCAUUGGUCCACGCCACACUGGAGACCCUCCUGCGCUUCCUGAACUGGAUUCCACUGGGCUACAUUUUUGAGACCAAACUCAUCAGCACCCUGGUUUACAAGUUUCUGAACGUUCCGAUGUUUCGAAACGUAACUCUGAAGUGUCUAACGGAAAUCGCUGGUGUCAGCGUCAAUCAGUACGAGGAGCAGUUUGUCAACCUUUUCACCCUCACCAUGAUGCAGCUCAAACAGAUGCUGCCUCUGAACACGAACAUCCGUAUGGCCUACUCAAACGGGAAAGAUGAUGAACAGAACUUCAUCCAGAACCUCAGCUUGUUCUUGUGCACUUUCCUCAAAGAGCAUGGGCAGCUGAUUGAGAAGAGGCCCAACCUGCGGGAAACACUUAUGGAGGCCCUCCACUACAUGCUGCUUGUGUCAGAGGUGGAGGAGACCGAGAUCUUCAAGAUCUGUCUGGAGUACUGGAACCAUCUGGCAGCCGAGCUGUACAGAGAGAGUCCGUUCAGCACCUCCACCUCACCGCUGCUCUCUGGCAGCCAGCACUUUGAUGUGCCUCCACGUCGACACCUCUACCUGCCUGUACUCUCCAAGGUGCGUCUCCUGAUGGUCUGCCGCAUGGCUAAACCAGAGGAGGUACUCGUGGUGGAGAACGAUCAGGGUGAGGUGGUGAGAGAGUUCAUGAAGGACACUGACUCGAUCAACCUCUACAAGAACAUGAGAGAGACUCUUGUGUACCUGACCCAUUUGGAUUACGCGGAUACGGAGAGGAUCAUGACUGAGAAGCUCCAUAACCAGGUGAAUGGGACAGAGUGGUCCUGGAGGAACCUGAACACGCUGUGCUGGGCCAUCGGAUCCAUCAGUGGAGCCAUGCACGAGGAGGACGAGAAACGGUUCCUCGUCACAGUCAUUAAGGACCUGCUGGGGCUGUGCGAGCAGAAGAGGGGGAAAGACAACAAGGCCAUUAUCGCCUCCAACAUCAUGUACAUUGUAGGGCAGUACCCACGGUUCCUCCGUGCCCACUGGAAGUUCCUCAAGACUGUUGUCAACAAGCUGUUUGAGUUCAUGCAUGAGACACAUGACGGUGUGCAGGACAUGGCGUGUGACACCUUUAUCAAGAUUGCUCAGAAGUGUAGGAGGCAUUUUGUUCAGGUGCAGGUCGGGGAGGUCAUGCCCUUCAUCGACGAGAUCCUUAAUAACAUCAACACCAUUAUCUGCGACCUGCAGCCCCAGCAGGUACAUACGUUCUACGAGGCGGUAGGAUACAUGAUUGGUGCUCAGACAGACCAGGCAGUGCAGGAGCACCUGAUAGAGAAGUACAUGCUGCUGCCCAACCAGGUGUGGGAUAGCAUCAUCCAGCAGGCCACCAAGAAUGUAGACAUCCUGAAGGACCCGGAGACGGUACGUCAGCUCGGCAGCAUCCUGAAGACCAACGUGAGGGCGUGUAAGGCUGUGGGUCACCCGUUUGUGGUGCAGCUUGGGCGCAUUUAUCUAGACAUGCUCAACGUCUACAAGUGUCUGAGUGAGAACAUCUCUUCUGCUAUCCAGUCCAAUGGUGAGAUGGUGACAAAGCAGCCUCUGAUCAGGAGUAUGCGGACGGUGAAGAGAGAAACCUUGAAGCUCAUCUCUGGCUGGGUCAGCCGUUCAAACGAUCCCCAGAUGGUCGGCGAGAACUUUGUCCCCCCUCUGCUCGAGGCCGUGCUGAUUGACUAUCAGCGGAACGUCCCCGCUGCUCGAGAACCUGAAGUACUCAGCACUAUGGCAACCAUCGUCAACAAGCUCGCAGCCCACAUCACCGCAGAAAUCCCCAAGAUUUUCGACGCUGUGUUUGAGUGCACCUUGAAUAUGAUCAACAAGGACUUUGAAGAGUUCCCUGAGCACAGGACAAACUUCUUCUACCUGCUGCAGGCGGUGAACUCCAACUGCUUCCCUGCUUUUCUGUCCAUCCCGCCGGUGCAGUUCAAACUCGUGCUGGACUCCAUCAUCUGGGCCUUUAAGCACACCAUGAGGAACGUAGCAGACACUGGUCUGCAGAUUCUCUACACCAUGCUCCAGAACGUGGCGCAGGAGGAAGCUGCAGCUCAGAGCUUCUAUCAGACGUACUUCUGCGACAUCCUGCAGCACAUCUUCUCCGUCGUCACCGAUACGUCCCACACGGCAGGUUUGACGAUGCACGCCUCCAUCCUGGCCUACAUGUUUAACCUAGUUGAGGAGGAUAAAAUCAGCAUAACCCUGAACGCAGGCAGCCCUAUUAACAAUCAAUCCUACGUGGAGGAAUAUGUGGCCAACCUGCUGAAAACAGCCUUCCCACACCUACAAGAUGCACAGGUGAACGUAUUCGUGACUGGUCUGUCCAGCUUGAAUCAGGAUAUUCCCGCCUUCAAAGAACACCUUCGGGACUUUUUGGUGCAGAUAAAGGAGUUUGCCGGCGAGGAUACGACCGAUCUGUUCCUGGAGGAGCGAGAGGCGUCACUGCGUCAAGCUCAGGAGGAGAAACUCAAACUCCAGAUGUCUGUGCCAGGAAUCCUCAAUCCUCACGAACUCCCGGAGGAAAUGUGCGACUGAGCAUCAUGUGUUUUCUUUUGUUUGCUUGUUUUUUUUGUUUUUUUUUGGGGACACAGGAAAGAACCAAACCGUGAACAAAAGUGUGUGUGUGUACAUACAGAGAGAUUGCUGAGUAGGAUGAAGAUGGAAGAGGAGUGUAAAAUUUCCACCAAAUCGACUCCCAAAUAUCCAUCACGCCACCCGAGUCCCCGCCCACUUUUCUUUUUCAAGUGUGUGUGUGUUUUAUAAGGAGAAAACUGAUGCACUGUAAUUACUCCAAUGUUUAAUGAGUUGUGUGGUUUUUUUUUUUUAAGUUUGCUCUAACAAAAUAUACACAUAUCGGAGGACAGUUUAAGCCCCGCCUCUUUUCGGCUCUUCUCGUCCAUUUGUUAAUUUGUAAAAUAGAUAAAUUAGCGCAGGUUAAUGAAGAGAUGGAAGGGAGAGGAGCGACCUACAGAAAGAGGAAAUGGUUUGCUAAAGACUGGCACAGCAAUUGAAUGUGAUGGAUGACGUUCAGAAUUGAAAGAUGCUGCUCUUUUCUUCAUCUUUUUUUUUUUUUUUGCUUUAUAUUGUUGUUUUGAUUUUAUUUUAUUUUUUUUCAGCUUUGCUUCCAAUUUCUUUUUGGGCUCAUGGUUUGUGUUUUUCGGGGUUGGGAGGGAUCUGGAGGCGGCUCUGUUCCGGGUUCUAUCUCUGCGGUCGUCCAGAACGAAACGGAUUCAAAGCAGAUCAUGCAAACGAUGAUGAAGGGUUUGUUCAUAUCGUCCUGUUUAUAACAGUGUCUUAGUACUAUGGGAACAUAAAGUUGGAUAUUUUUACAAAAAAGAAAAAAAAAAACCUUUUGUCUCUUGAUUAUUUAUUGUACAGAUUAUUUUCCCUGAAAGUGGAAUUCAAUACAGCUAUUUCAACAUGUUACAGGAGCGUUGUAUUACUUUUAUUUUGGUUAAGUAGUACUUCCAAAAAAUAUUGGUACAUGCUGUCAUCUUCCUGCUUGUAGAGGAUCCUCAAAUGAGUUUGUGGAUUUUCAUUAAUGGGUUUUUUUUUUUUCGUUUACGUUUGGUGUCCUGUAAUCAUGCCAGUGAACGUAUAACUGAGUUCUUGUGCUUCGACCUCAAUGCACCGCGUCUUCAUGUAGGGGUAUGGUCAUGAUCAGGUUCGGGUCUUUCAGCAGUAACAGUUGGGGGUGCAUAUACUUUUGGUCAUGUUUAGUGUAUGCUUGUGGUCAUUUUCUUAUAUGACCACCUUUUAAGAAGGAAAUCAGGCAUAAGGGCUGGAUGCCAAAAUCUCCAAAACGAGCCACCAGGUGUCGCUGAUCACCACAUUUACUCUUGAGUCUAAGUCUGAGGGCUUUUCUUUAUUUGCAGCCCCAGGCUUCUAUUUAUUUUUCUUUAAACCAAACAGCCUAAUGCCACGGUAGGAAGCUGUGGUCUCGUCUAACCGCGUUAUUACAGCUGAUGGGUUUCAAUCGC
This is a messenger RNA of Hemibagrus wyckioides, 5317 nucleotides long. It is a transcript of the gene xpo1a, whose product is annotated as exportin 1 (CRM1 homolog, yeast) a. Bases 657 to 3872 code for a protein of 1071 amino acids. Gene Ontology annotation, molecular function: small GTPase binding; nuclear export signal receptor activity. Gene Ontology annotation, biological process: protein export from nucleus; ribosomal small subunit export from nucleus; ribosomal large subunit export from nucleus. NCBI's taxonomy places the organism in Eukaryota, Metazoa, Chordata, Actinopteri, Siluriformes, Bagridae. The transcript is spliced from 25 exons. The record is from RefSeq and is a predicted model, not a curated record. Gene Ontology annotation, cellular component: nucleus; cytoplasm.